Molecule: messenger RNA, 4819 nt
Organism: Culex quinquefasciatus (southern house mosquito)
Lineage: Eukaryota; Metazoa; Arthropoda; Insecta; Diptera; Culicidae
Product: probable multidrug resistance-associated protein lethal(2)03659
Exons: 13
Coding region: 334-4611 (1425 amino acids)
Biological process (GO): transmembrane transport
Cellular component (GO): membrane
Molecular function (GO): ATP hydrolysis activity; ATP binding; ABC-type transporter activity
Source: RefSeq, a predicted model, not a curated record
UAUUCGGUGCGGAUUUCGCGUGUUUUUUCCGCGAAACCCUCGUCGUCGUCGUCGCAGUUUGUCGCGGUAUUCGUCGAGUAAGAUUGCAGGAAGAUAACGGGAAGAUCUUCUUGACUAGAGAGUGAAGAGGCCUCUUAUCGGCGUUUGUUGGUUGACUACAAGCUUUCUUAUUAGGAUUUUGUUGCGAUAGCAGGUCCAUUAUCAGCCACAUCACGGGCAAUAUUGUGUAAUCCUCAUCCUACCUCAUCGCGCCAAGUCGCCACGAGUCGGAUUGAACUCGCUCCGGCGCACUGACUGAGUGAAAUGUCCAGCUGAAACCCGCCGCCGACGACGAUGAAUCCAACCCAGUAUGCGCAAGAUCCGAGCAUCCACGAGAUGCGCCGGGAGGAGAACCCGGUGACCAAGGCGAACGGUCUGUCCCGGUACACGUUCUGGUGGCUUAGGAACCUGUUCCAGACGGGGCUGAAGCGGCCGAUCGACGAGGCCGAUAUCUAUGAAACGCUGUCGGCUCACCAGAGCGAACAGCUGUCGUACCAGUUUGAGGAUCGCUGGAAGCUGGAGUUGAAGAAGGACAGACCGAGCUUUUUGCGGGUGAUUGUGGCGAUUUACGGGUGGACCAUUUUGGCGAAUGGGUUCAUGUACACGACUAUUGAUUCGUUUUCAAGGAUAGUGCAGCCGCUGUGCCUUGGCGGACUGGUGUCCUACUUUGCCCCUGGCCAGACCACCAUCAGCAAAACCGAAGCGUACUACUACGCGGGAGGAAUUGUGGCCUGCUCGUUUGUUCCGGUCGCCGUGUUCCAUCACUUUAUUCUGUACAUCUUCCAGAUUGGCAUGAAGAUCCGGGUGGCGUGCUGUUCGUUGCUGUACAAAAAGGCCCUCCGGAUCACGAAGGCGGCCGGAACGGACGGCCUCACCGGACAGGUGAUUAAUUUAAUGUCCAACGACGUGGCCAAAUUCGACACGGCCACCGGCUUCGUGCACGACAUCUGGAAGGGUCCGAUCGAGCUGGUCGUGCUCGGUUGGUUCAUCUACCGCGAGAUUGGCGUGGCCGGUCUGAUUGGAAUUGCGUUCCUGCUGAGCUUCAUCCCGCUGCAAGCCUGGGUCGGCAAGAAGGCGGCCUCGUUCCGUCUGAAAACGGCGACCCGCACCGAUCGGCGGGUUCGUUUCAUGAACGAAAUCAUCCAGGGCAUCCAGGUGAUCAAGAUGUACGCCUGGGAGCACAGCUUCAGCCGCAUGGUGGACUCGAUCCGGCGCCGCGAGGUGGCCGGUAUCCGCGGGACGCUGUUUAUCCGGGCCGGCCUGCUCUCGUUCAACUUGGUGUCGCGACUUUCGAUUUUCCUGAGUUUGGUCGGCUACUGCUACUUUGGCAAUGUGUUCACCGCCAAGAAGGUGUUCAUCGUCACGUCGUACUUUAAUCUUCUGUACAGCUCGAUGCUGCACUUUUGGCCGCUGGCGUUGACUUCGGUGGCCGAGGGACUGAUAUCGAUUCGGAGGAUUGAGGAGUUUUUGCUGCUGCCCGAGCGGAAGUUGCUGGAUCCGAAACCGACUGCCAACGGGAAUCACGAGGGGGAAAGCGAGCUCAAACUGCUGCAUGGGGUGAAAAUGACCAACGGAGUGGCUGCUCAUGACAAACCGUUGAAGAUGAUGUCCGUUGUGGCGCGGAGUAAGAGGUUCGUCAACAAGAAGGGAUUCGCUAGGAGAGGAGUGUUUAUGAAGAAUGGAACCGCUUGCUGGAACAAGGCAGCUGAGGGAGAACACGUCAAGGUGACUGGCAUUCGGGACGUAACGCUGACGGUGGAAAAGUCCAAACUGUGUGCCAUUGUUGGUCCGGUUGGAAGUGGCAAGUCAACGCUGCUACAGGUAAUCUUGGGAGAACUGGAGCUGGACGAAGGUCGGCUGGAGAUCAGUGCAUCCGCCGUUAGUUAUGCCCCUCAAGAGCCGUGGCUUUUCGAAGGAUCCGUCAAGAACAACAUCGUGUUUGUGGAGGACUUCAACGAGAAGCGAUACAAAGAAGUGGUGAAGGUUUGUGCCUUGGAGAGGGACUUCCAGCUGUUACCGUUGGGAGAUGAGACCAUCGUUGGGGAGCGAGGAAUCAGCCUGAGUGGUGGACAAAGAGCGCGAAUCAGCCUGGCCAGAGCCAUCUACCGGAAGGCUGAUGUCUACCUGUUGGAUGAUCCACUAUCUGCCGUGGAUACCCACGUGGGAAAACACCUCUUCGAACAAUGUAUCAGAGACUACUUAAAGGACAAAGUUUGCGUGCUGGUAACGCACCAGCUCCAGUACCUGCAGGACGUCGAGCACGUGGUGCUGAUGAAUGGGGGCGCCAUCGAGGCCCAGGGACCCUACCGGGAGCUGCAGGCGGCCAACGCGUACCCACUGCUGGCAACACUGGCCCAGCAACAGGCGGCCCGGCUGGCCCGCGAGAGCGAACAACAGCGCGACCAACUGGAGCAGUACGUGGACGGGGAAGGUGCGGCCCAGGAAGGGGAAGGGGAGGAUAAGCCCCUCAUCGCGAGUACGGUUCCACGUUUCACGGUUGACCGCAUCCACGAGCCGUUCCCGCUGCCUCCGGCGAUGCCGCCGGCCCACCGGAUGGCCCACUCGCAUCAGUCGCUGUACCAACCGUCGCCCUUCUCGUCCUGCAGCAUGGUGUUUGACGGAUUUGACGACGGCGAUGGAAAGCUGCAAAAUGGCGGCGGCGGCGGCAAAGCGGGCGUACCGCAAGAGUCCACCAAAGAAUCUCAAAUUACCGGAACGGUCGGCUUUGCGGUGUACCGGAGCUACUUCCGGGCGGUCGAAAGCGCCGUUCUGGUGACCACCGUCGGGUUGCUGUUCCUGCUGGCCCAGGGAACCAUGAGUGGCAUCGAUUACUUCAUCUCGCAGUGGGUCAACCAGGAGGAGUUCCUCAGCCAAAACUCAACCAAUUCUUCCGUCCCGGUGCGGUCCAAGCUAGAGGGAACCGUCUUUGCCGAGCUAACCCGCGAACAGUACCUGGUCACCUACGCCGGAGCAAUGGCCGUCAUGCUGUGCCUGUCGCUCAACCGAUCCUUCUCCUUCUUCUACCUCUGCCUGCGGGCAUCGAUCCGGCUGCACGACCAGCUGUUCCGGGGCAUCACCCGGGCCACGAUGUUCUUCUUCAACACGAACCCUUCGGGCCGGAUUUUGAACCGCUUUUCGCGCGACAUUGGCUGCAUCGACAUCUUUCUGCCGUCGGCCAUGAUGGAUUGCAUUUUGUUCUUCGUAGAGUUCACCGCCAUCAUCAGCCUGGUUGCGGUCGUCAACUACUGGCUCCUGCUGCCGACGGCCGUCAUGGGGGUGCUGUUCUACGGACUCCGCCACGUCUACACCAACACGGCCCGCAGUAUCAAACGGGUGGAGGCGCAGACACGCAGUCCCAUUUUCUCGCACGCGAACGCGUCCUUCCAGGGCCUGACGACGAUCCGGGCCUUUGGGGCGGAGAAAAUCCUCGCGUACGAGUUCGAUAAGCAUCAGGACCUGAACACCUCGGCCUGGUAUCUGUUUCUGGCGGCGACCCGUGCCUUCGCCCUGUGGCUGGAGUUGGUUUGCGUGCUGUACAUUGCCACCGUGACGUUCAGCUUUCUGCUGAUGGAGAACACGAUGAGCGGAAACGUGGGUCUUGCAAUCACGCAGGUGUUCAACCUGAUCUUCAUGUGUCAGUGGGGUAUGCGACAAACGGCUGAACUGGAGAACCAGAUGACUUCGGUUGAACGGGUGGUCGAGUACGCCGAGGUUGAACCGGAACCUCCGCUGGAAACGAUGGACGAAAAGAAGAAACCGGCUGCGGACUGGCCCAACGAGGGAGCGAUCAAGUUUGAAUACUUUUCGCUGCGGUAUUCUCCGGGAGGCGAUCUCGUGCUGAAAGAUCUACAACUUGCGAUUGAACCAAAGGAGAAGAUCGGAAUCGUUGGCCGAACGGGAGCCGGCAAAUCUUCCAUUAUACAAGCCCUGUUCCGACUGGCCGUCAACGAGGGUAUCAUCAAGAUUGACGGCCUGGAUAUCGGUGGACUUGGACUGCACGACCUGCGCAAGAAGCUGUCAAUCAUUCCACAAGAUCCGGUGCUCUUCUCGGGGACGGUCCGAGAGAAUCUGGAUCCGUUCGGGCAGCACACCGACGAAGACAUGUGGCGAGCGCUGGAUCAGGUCGAGCUCCGCGAAGCGGUACGUCGUAUGGACGGAGGUCUCGAUGGCAAGAUGUCCGACGGAGGGUCCAACUUCAGCAUGGGCCAACGACAGCUAGUUUGCUUGGCGCGAGCAAUUCUCCGCAACAACAAAAUACUCAUCCUAGACGAAGCCACUGCCAACGUGGACCCGGAGACGGACAAGCUGGUCCAGCGAACGAUCCGUGAGCAGUUUGGCGACUGCACGGUGCUCACGAUCGCCCACCGGCUGCACACCGUCAUGGACAGCGAUCGGGUGCUGGUGAUGGACGCGGGUCGCGCCGUCGAGUUUGGCCACCCGCACCAACUGCUCAAGCAGCGGAAGGGAUUCCUGCGGAAGCUGGUCAACCAGACGGGGGAGGAAACCGCCACUGAGCUGGCUGCGGUCGCCGAGACGAACUACCGCCAGCGAAGCAGCGCGCGGGACAGCUGAGAAUCUCGAGUAAAAUUGUUUUACAACACACACCAAAGAUCGAAUAGCGAGAGACAGGGAACAAUUCCGUACUUAGGCGAUAAGCGUACUUCUUUUAACGAGGUUUCGAUUCCAACCGUAAUACGUACACACGCAAUUUUCGUGUGCAUUUUUUAUACGCGCUUUGAUAUGAAAAUGGCAAUAAAGAGCGAGAAUUAUACGUCACAAA